AUGAGUCUGGAUGAAGAUGCACGCUGGCUGGAGUGGGUGACAAAGCAGUUUGAGAGCAUUGCUGGAGAUGACAAAGAGAUCGACCUGGAUGAGUUCAAAACUGCUCUCAAGGUGAAAGAGUCUUUUUUUGCCGAGAGGUUUUUUGCUCUGUUUGACUCUGAUGGCAGUGGUUCCAUCAGUCUGGAUGAGCUCCUGAAAGCUCUCAACCUCCUUAUCCACGGAAGUGAGACAGACAAGCUCCGCUUCCUCUUUCAAGUCUAUGACGUGGAUGUUCAUCACUGUAAUUAUUCGAUAUUCAGGCUAGAUCUGCAGUCAGAGACCAUAAAACACAUAUGUAUUGUAGGUAGUGGCUCCAUUGAUCCAGACGAACUGCGCACUGUACUGAAAUCAUGUUUGCGAGAGAGCGCUAUCUCUCUGCCUGAGGAGAAGCUGGAUGAUCUGACGCUGGCUCUGUUUGAGUCGGCGGAUAAAGACAACAGCGGUUCCAUCACAUUUGAGGAGCUGAAGGCAGAGCUGGAGAACUUCCCAGAGGUCAUGGAAAAUCUAACUAUCAGUGCUGCUAACUGGCUUAAGCCACCUGACUUGGAGCAGAACAGAAGACAAACUCCCCGUUAUCUGACACGAGCUUAUUGGCAUAACAACAGCCGCAAGCUUCUCUUCCUCUGUGCCUACACAUGCCUCAACAUCCUCCUCUUUAUCGUGGCCAUGCUCAAGAACGCCUCAGGGGGGGUUUGGUUCAUGGUGGCCAAAGGCUGUGGGCAGUGCCUCAAUCUCAACUGCACCUUCAUCAUGGUGCUGAUGUUGAGGCGCUGUAUUACCUGGCUGCGUGCAACUUGGGUGGUGAGAGUUCUGCCCCUGGACCAGAGUAUUCUCCUGCAUCAGAUUGUGGGUUAUGCCAUCUUAAUCUUCACCAUUGCGCAUACCACUGCCCACGUCAUGAACUUUGCUCACCUGUCAGAGAGGGAUGGUACCUAUAAGCUGUGGGAGUACCUCCUCACCACGCGGCCUGGGAUUGGCUGGGUGAAUGGCACCGCCUCAGUCACUGGGGUUGUUCUACAGGUCAUCAUCAGUCUCAUGGUUGUGUGCUCCAGUACCUUUGUGCGACGCAGUGGACAUUUUGAGGUGUUCUAUUGGUCCCACCUCUUAUACAUCUGGGUGUGGAUUCUGUUGGUGGUCCACUGUGCCAACUUCUGGAAGUGGUUUGUUGUGCCUGGUGUGGUGUUCCUUGUGGAGAAGUUGGUGGGCAUAGCCGCGUCACGCAUGGGUGGACUCUACAUCAUCGAAGUCAACUUACUACCCUCCAAGGUGACCCAUCUGGUGAUCAAACGACCGCCCUUUUUCCAUUUCAAACCUGGAGAUUAUGUUUAUAUCAACAUUCCAGUUAUCGCCAAGUAUGAGUGGCACCCUUUCACCAUUAGCAGUGCUCCUGAACAACAAGAUACUUUAUGGCUCCAUGUACGCUCCAUGGGCCAGUGGACCAAUAGACUCUUUGAAUAUUUCAAACAGUCUGAGAACCAAGUAGUCAGUACCAAGAGGCUGACAGCAAGCCUGAGGGACAGACGUCACCAGAGAAGAGCGCAGUUGUCUGCUAAACUGAGCGAUAAUCACAGGUACUGCAACAUCAAGUGCUAUGUAGAUGGGCCCUUCGGCACACCAACACGUCAGAUCUUUGCCUCAGAACAUGCAGUGUUAAUCGGAGCUGGCAUUGGGAUCACUCCCUUUGCCUCUAUUCUGCAGAGCAUUAUGUAUCGCUAUCGCAUGAGGAAACAGAACUGCCCAAAUUGCAACUACUCCUGGUGUGAGACCAUCAAAGACAAUGAGAUGAAGCUCAGGAAGGUGGAUUUUAUUUGGAUCAAUCGAGACCAAAAAUCCUUUGAGUGGUUUGUGAGCCUACUGACAAAGUUGGAGAUGGACCAAGCUGAUGAGGAACCAGAAGGUCGUUUUUUAGAGAUGCACAUGUACAUGACCUCAGCCUUGAGUAAGAACGAUAUGAAGGCUAUAGGGCUUCAGAUGGCACUGGAUCUACUUGCCAAAAAGGAGAAGAGAGACUCCAUCACUGGCCUCCGCACUCGCACUCAGCCAGGCAGACCUGAAUGGGGCAAGGUCUUCCAGAAGGUUGCAGAGGAGAAAAAGGGGAAGGUCCAUGUGUUCUACUGUGGCUCUCCUGCUUUGGCCAAGCUAAUAAAGGCUCAGUGCGAGCAUUUUGGCUUCAACUUCUACAAAGAGAACUUCUGA
Molecule: messenger RNA, 2235 nt
Organism: Chanos chanos (milkfish)
Lineage: Eukaryota; Metazoa; Chordata; Actinopteri; Gonorynchiformes; Chanidae
Gene: nox5
Product: NADPH oxidase, EF-hand calcium binding domain 5
Exons: 15
Coding region: 1-2235 (744 amino acids)
Biological process (GO): defense response; superoxide anion generation
Cellular component (GO): plasma membrane; NADPH oxidase complex
Molecular function (GO): superoxide-generating NAD(P)H oxidase activity; calcium ion binding
Source: RefSeq, a predicted model, not a curated record